AUGGCGACAUACCGGUUUAUCCAACAGAAUGAGGAUCGGGACGGCGUGCGUUUUAGCUGGAACCUGUGGCCCUCGAGCAGGCUGGAAGCUACCCGGCUGGUAGUGCCUGUCUCCUGCCUCUUCACCCCACUCAAGGAGAGGCCAGACCUGCCACCGGUGCAGUACGAACCGGUCCUCUGUAGCAGGGCCAACUGCAAGGCCGUACUAAACCCGCUAUGCCAAGUUGACUACAGAGCCAAAAUAUGGGCGUGCAACUUCUGCUUCCAAAGAAACCCAGUGAGUACACCACAAUGGAGUAAACUGAGCUGUAGGACCAAACACCAUUCCACCAUAGAAUACCGGGUGCAUAAUGUACCAUUAGACCUAGAGAUGCUAGGCCUGACGAACGCAGCGGUAUCUGGGCCUCAGGGUCGUCCCGUGGCCCCUCAGGAUCCAGCCGCCACCUGUAGGUUCCUGCAGCCGGUCCAUAAGGUAGACAUGAACCUGACAGACCUGUUGGGCGAGCUGCAGAGAGAUCCCUGGCCUGUACCACAGGGGAAGAGACCACUGCGCUCUACUGGAAUAGCACUGUCCAUCGCCGUGGGCCUGCUGGAGGGUACGUUUCCCAACACAGGCCGUGUGAUGAUGUUCAUGGGCGGACCCCCCCACCAGGGCCCCGGUAUGGUGGGUGGGAGACGAACUCAAGACCCCAUCCGCUCCUGGCAUGACAUCACCAAGGACAACGCACGGCAUCUGAAGAAAGCCACCAAGUACUACGAAGCCUUGGCGAGUGUGGCAGUGAACGGCCACAGUAUUGACAUCUACGCCUGUGCCUUGGAUCAGACCGGACUUCUAGUGAAAUGUUUAUCCAACCUCACUGGAGGUCACAUAGCGAUGGGCGACUCCUUCAACACCUCUCUGUUCAAGCAGACCUUCCAGAGGGUCUUCAGUAAGGACUACAACGGAGAGUUCCGCAUGGCCUUCGGAGGCACGCUGGAAGUCAAGACGUCCAGGGAGCUGAAGGUAUCGGGGGCCAUCGGGCCCUGUGUCUCCCUCAGCGCYAAGGGACCGUGUAUAUCAGAGAACGAGGUAGGUGUUGGAGGAACAACMCAGUGGAAAAUCUGCAGUCUCAGUCCCUCCACUACGUUGGCCUUGUAYUUCGAGGUCGUCAAUCAGCACAACGCCCCAAUCCCKCAGGGUGGUAGAGGAGCGGUCCAGUUUGUCACCCAGUACCAACACUCCAACACCCAGAGGAGGAUCAGGGUUACCACCGUCGCCAGGAAUUGGGCCGACGCCCAGUCCCAGAUCCAGCACAUCGAGUCGUCCUUCGACCAGGAGGCGUCGGCGGUCAUCAUGGCCAGGCUGGGCGUGUUCAGGGCCGAGUCGGAAGAGGGGCCGGACGUCCUGCGCUGGCUGGACAGACAGCUCAUUCGCCUGGUGAGUGACAGCUAGGCUGACCAAUGUGUG
Molecule: messenger RNA, 1446 nt
Organism: Salvelinus sp. IW2-2015
Lineage: Eukaryota; Metazoa; Chordata; Actinopteri; Salmoniformes; Salmonidae
Source: RefSeq, a predicted model, not a curated record